Messenger RNA from Hyaena hyaena (striped hyena), 8351 nucleotides. It is a transcript of the gene FGD4, whose product is annotated as FYVE, RhoGEF and PH domain containing 4. The record is from RefSeq and is a predicted model, not a curated record. Gene Ontology annotation, molecular function: guanyl-nucleotide exchange factor activity; metal ion binding. Bases 213 to 3035 code for a protein of 940 amino acids. The transcript has 17 exons. Gene Ontology annotation, cellular component: cytoplasm. Gene Ontology annotation, biological process: cytoskeleton organization; filopodium assembly. Lineage: Eukaryota; Metazoa; Chordata; Mammalia; Carnivora; Hyaenidae.
CACUGGGUGGACGCAGCCCGGCGGGCCGCCGCGGUAGCGGAGUCAGGGGAGUGCGGGAGCCGCAGAGACCGAGGCGUUGCGGCUGCGGGAGGAGCCGGAGCCGAACUCUCGGCGCGGCCGCGAGCGUCCCGGGGACGCAGGGGAGGCGGCGCGCUCGGCAGGGGGCGCCGAGCAGCCCGCAGUCGCCCGUCUCGAGUCGCGCCGAGAGUGGCAUGCAGGCGACGCCCGCCGGGGUCGGGUCACCCCGAAGGAGCAAGUCGAGCGCAGGCUCGCGGACGGACGAGGGCGGGAGAGGGCGCGGAGCUGCGAGCGACCCCCGCGCGAUGAGCGACGACGGCGGCUACAACUUCAGGCGGGUGGCCAUCCGGCGGAAGUCCAGUCCCUCCUACCUGCCGCCCGGGACCCCUCGGCCCUGGAGUAGGCCGUCGCCACACCUGGGACGGCCCGAGCCGGCCGCCUUCCGGAGCCAGGCGCCCGCAGACGGCGCAGGCAGCAGUACCUGUCCAAAGAUCCCUCUAGUUCCACCUUGUGUGAAAAGCAGCACAACCCCACUGGUUGAUCAGAAUGUAUCUGAUGAAGAGGCUCAGGGAAUAAAUGGAAAAACGCCAGCGAAACACUCAGCUGCAAGUCCAAAGCCACAAGUGCCUCCAAAGCCAUUACAUCUGCAGAAUCCACCUUUGUCCAAUAUAUACCAAACUCCCAGGCAUAAAGCUUUAUCUACUGCAAAACCAAGGAUGGAGGAAGUUAAACCUGCCUCUGCUUCUUGUGUCUCAAAAGAAAAACCCAGCAAGGUGUCCGAUCUCAUCAGUCGCUUUGAAGGAGGCAGCACAUUAUCAAAUUACAGUGAUUUGAAGAAAGAUUCUGCUGUGCACCUGAAUUCUCCUAGAACCCCAGGAAGGCAUCGACUGACAACCACCCCUCAGCAAAAGCUCCUCUCCCAGCACCCACCGCAGAAGCAGGGAAAUGACACAGAUCCAACUCAGGGUGUACAGACCGGUGUGGCUAACGGUGUGAUGGCAGCACAAAACCAGAUGGAGUGCGAGGAUAAAGCGGCCACUCCUAGCCCAGAUACUCCUGUUCAAACUUCAGAACCCUUGCUUGCCAUGAACUUAGUGAAUGGAGAAGGAAAGGAGGAAACCACCACAGACCCCGCAUCACCCACAGCAAAUGACUAUGAUGGAAAUGCGUCUGACAGUAGCUGCAGGACCUCCGUCGCCAGCCAAGUGCUCCCCCUGGAAGAAGGAAGCACAGAUGCGGAAGCCAGGGUACAAGAGCGGGAAGAUGGAGAAAGCCCUCUGGAACAGGAACGGCUGGACCAGCACCAGGAGACGAAGGAAACUGAUGAACAAAAACUUCACAAAAUAGCCAAUGAACUUUUGCUUACAGAAAGAGCUUAUGUCAACCGACUUGACCUCUUAGAUAAGGUAUUUUACUGCAAAUUAUUGGAAGAAGCAAAUCGAGGCUCAUUUUCAGCAGAGAUGGUGAAUAAAAUCUUUUCUAAUAUUUCAUCAAUAAAUGCCUUCCAUAGUAAAUUCCUAUUGCCAGAGCUGGAAAAACGAAUGCAAGAAUGGGAAACUACCCCUAGAAUUGGUGACAUCCUUCAGAAAUUGGCACCAUUCCUUAAGAUGUAUGGAGAAUAUGUGAAGGGAUUUGAUAAUGCAAUGGAACUGGUUAAAAACAUGACAGAGCGUAUUCCCCAGUUCAAAUCAGUAGUUGAAGAAAUUCAGAGACAGAAGGUGUGCGGGAGCUUGACUUUGCAGCACCACAUGCUAGAACCUGUUCAGCGGAUCCCCCGGUAUGAGAUGCUCCUCAAGGACUACCUAAGGAAGUUGCCCCCUGACUCUCCAGACUGGAACGAUGCUAAAAAAUCACUUGAAAUUAUAUCUACAGCAGCAAGCCAUUCUAAUAGUGCAAUAAGAAAAAUGGAGAAUCUAAAGAAACUUUUAGAGAUUUAUGAAAUGUUGGGAGAGGAAGAAGACAUUGUCAAUCCUUCAAACGAACUCAUAAAAGAAGGACAGAUCCUGAAACUAGCUGCUCGGAACACAUCAGCACAAGAACGCUACCUUUUCUUAUUCAACAACAUGCUGCUGUACUGUGUCCCAAGAUUCAGCUUGGUGGGCUCUAAAUUCACAGUUCGAACCAGGGUUGGCAUCGAUGGAAUGAAAAUUGUAGAGACCCACAAUGAAGAAUAUCCACACACUUUCCAGGUAUCUGGGAAAGAGAGAACGCUGGAGCUACAAGCCAGUUCUGAGCAAGACAAAGAAGAAUGGAUCAAGGCUCUUCAGGAGACCAUUGAUGCUUUCCAUCAGAGGAAUGAAACCUUCAGAAAUGCAAUCGCAAAGGAUAAUGACAUGCAGUCAGAGGUUUCUACUGCUGAGCUAGGGAAAAGAGCUCCAAGAUGGAUCCGAGAUAAUGAAGUCACGAUGUGUAUGAAAUGCAAGGAGUCUUUCAAUGCACUGACAAGGAGAAGACAUCAUUGUCGAGCAUGUGGACACGUGGUUUGUUGGAAGUGUUCUGAUUACAAAGCUCAACUUGAGUACGAUGGUGGAAAAUUGAACAAAGUUUGUAAAGACUGUUAUCAAAUAAUAAGUGGAUUCACAGACAGUGAAGAAAAGAAGAGAAAAGGAAUUUUAGAGAUUGAAUCAGCAGAAGUAUCUGGAAACAGCAUAGUGUGCAGCUUUCUUCAGUAUAUGGAGAAGUCGAAACCUUGGCAGAAAGCUUGGUGUGUGAUCCCCAAACAAGACCCUCUCGUGCUGUACAUGUACGGUGCCCCUCAGGAUGUCCGAGCCCAGGCCACCAUCCCACUCCUUGGCUACAUUGUGGACGAUAUGCCGAGGAGUGCAGACCUGCCACACAGUUUCAAACUGACCCAGUCCAAGUCUGUGCACAGCUUUGCUGCAGACAGUGAGGAACUGAAACAGAAGUGGCUGAAAAUCAUCUUUUUAGCUGUCACAGGUGAGACACCAGAUGGUCCCAACAAGCAUCCAACCACCUUGGAUGAUCAUCCUGAACCUAAGAAAAAAUCGGAAUGCUGAACUCGGGGACCAGCCAUGGUGUGGGGGUCUCAAGAUUUACAGCUCCAGACAUUCCCAACCCUCCUCAUUCAUUUCUUAGCACUUUAUGUUGAAAAAUAUAGGCUCUUAAAUGCAUCUUUUGGGGAAGUACUUUCCUGUGUUUCUGUAUUCAUAGUGAAACUGAUGUGCAGAGCCAUUCUACCGAUAAAAGUUUGAAAUAAUGUGAAAAUGGAGCAUUUUUUAAUGAGCUAUUCCUUGCAUAUGUACUUUUGUCGUGAAGAAAAUGUUAUCAGUGGAUUCUAUCACUAUCAGGUUAGAAUAGGCCACCUCCAUUUAAGGUCCUGUAAUGUCUUCUCCUCACAGGUAGGACUUGUAACAGUUUGAAAGAUAUACCUCCAUGUUGCCAAAAUAGAUCCGUGGUAAUAAAUAAAUAAAUAAAUAAAUAAAUAAAUAAAUACAGGGACAGUUUAGGCUAUUAACUUAUUUAAUUUAGUUUAUAAAGCUCAAGCUGCAUAAAUAAUGUAUGUUCUUUUAAAACAAAAAGGACAAAUUUUUGGUGUUCAAACUUUCAACUUAUUAAGAAAAGAUAAUAUUUGUUUUUGUAGAAAUACUCCUAAGAAUAAAAUAUCUCAAGUAUAUAGCAAUUAUGUGUAUAUAGUAUUAAAUAUGAAUAUAAUUAUAUUAUACAUGCUUUUCUCUUGAGCUUUAGGUUCAUAUUUGUCUCUAAUUUAUUUUUUAAAUAUAAAGCAUGUUUUAUCUUGCAAUCGAACGGUGUUCUAAACUUUAAGAAAUGUUUUUGGUGAUUUAUGUUUAACUGAUUGACAUCUUAAGGGUAUUGAUAUUUUUAUAAUAAGAAAAAGCAGUAAUUUAUGUGGCAUGGGAUAUAUUAGUUCCAACAGUAUUUUUAAAGUACUAUUUUUUUGUUCUGUGCCUAUUUAAAGCAGUGCCUCUCUUUGAAGGUGCUAAUAAUACCUAUUGAAAUAUAUGAUGAGGGUGUAAUUAAUGCUUUGGUCUUGAUUAUUCUCAGAUAAAGUACACUUUAGUCACUGGGAUGGGCAAAGUCACACAGGUUGUUUUACCUUUCACAGUCCUGCAAUUGCUGCAGCAGUUAAUAUCAGCAUGUGCGCAAAUUUUCACAGAAACCUAAACUGUACAAGAUACCUGACUCUGUAUAGAACUGGGACAUAGGGAAGCUACAUUGAUUGUAAUGUUUUUCUUUUCCAUGACUGUUAAUCAUGUUAACUAACACUUAAGAUACCUGUGUGGGCCUAUUCCUUUGUCUGACAGGGAACAGAAUUCACACGUGAUCACCUGUGUUCGAGACGCAGGGAGAUGAAUAUUAGAGGAAGUUCAUGCUCAACUCUUUAAACCACCUCAGUGAGGAAGAGGAGAGGGAAACACAGUAAUGAAAAGCAAUAUUUUAAUGGCAGGUUUGGGGGAGGUACAAGAUGAUUGAGGAGAGUCUGAGCAUUUUUUCUCAUCUUCCGGGGAAUUUUUAAUAGUCAAAACAUGAUUUCUUGUACAAAGGCUACUUGUCACCAUACUGUAGUUGUGAAUAAAAUCUCACAUUAGGUUGAUUAUUUGACUUAAUCUUUUUCUCUAAUUAGUUCCCCCCCCCCCCAUGUACCCUGUUAUGCCCCAGACAUUAUCACAUUUAAAUGCCUAAGUCAGCUAGAAAUCCACAAGAAUGACCCCACUAUCCUGGCCUUUGAGGAUAACACCUUAAAUGUAGAAUAGAUUCACUCGGAAUUUGAGACUGCCACACAUUUAUUCAGGCCUGCUGUUUUAAGAAAUAUCUGAAAUAUCUUCCAUUUUUCCCCCCCAACUCCAAAGAAGGUUAAUUAUGGCAGACAGAAUUAGAUUGCCUUCCUCUCUAAAGGAAAGUCAGCCAUGAUUAUUAACGUUAAACCAACUAUUUGGAGUCAGAAAGAGGUAAAGGUAGCUUCUUAGGCCCUAUCAAAUAAAGGAUAGACUGAAAGAAAUGUUACAUUGCUUCUCUUCCCUAGCUGCCAAUCAUGUGUUGGGGUGUGUGUGUUCAGGGUGGCUUUUGAGAAGGUUACACUAUAACUAUAGACAUUGUGUUGGUGUUCUUAAGCUUAAGAGAAGCCAUAAAAAUGAAGAAUGAUUAUCAGUGCAACAUGACUUUUGUAAAUGUGGACAAAGCAAUGGAAACCUAAGAGCCACGUAGAAGAUUUAUGGGCCAAGUUAGUUUUGAAAACUCUUAGGAACAGCAAGUAGACUAUACUUUCCCUCCCAUAAGUUCUCUCCUGGAAAGGGAGUGAUAUGGACACACUCAACUUUUGGCUGAAUAAAUAUCAGUGUUAUUUAAUUUAGGUUAUUGAGAGAACACUCCUGUAAAAAGAACAUCAUCGUGCUCUUAAUAUUAUCUUUGAAAUAUUAGUACCUGAAGAGAAUUUCUGGCUCUUCAGUCACCAUCUUCAUGUUCCACCCCAUGUUCUUUAGACAAGCACAAAAAGAAGCAAUGAAGCAGCCUUACCUGUGUACUCUUAAAGAAUCACUCAUGCUUUUACUUGGAGAAAGGCAAGGGUGUACUCUUAGGCAUUUAGUAAACACUCGGCAAAACCAGAAGACCUCAAAGUGUGAUUGGUUUCAAGAACCAUCUAUGUCUUUACUGACACCCCUGAGCAGUUGUGACAAAUUGAACAUAAAAAAACAAUUGAUUGCUUUCCUAUUAAAAACAACAUUCCCUAUAGGUUUUAUUCUUUAUUUUCCCUAAUUUGGUGCUUUCCAAGUCAUCUUUAAAGUGCCCUUCCUCCAAACUUAAAAAGUACUUUCAUCAAUAAAAACUGCUACCCAUUACAAAGAUUCAAAUGUUUUAAACUUAAAUUUUGCAUUUAUUGAAAGUCUACCAUUGGUAUAUUAAGUAUGAAAUGUAGUGCAGACUCCUCUCCAGGUUUUAAGUGGGACUCAGUAAUAAAUGCCACCAGCCACUUUUGUAAUAAUGGCAUCUGCAAUGCCAUCAUGUAUGCAAGCAAUAAAAUUCUUCAGGGUAUGUUUUUAUACUGAAAUUUUAAUACGAAUGCCUCUAGCCACAAUAUGGAUAUAGAGAAUUAACUUCUAGAAGUGAUACUAUGACUUCUGGGGAAGAGAAGGGGGGGCAUUAUUCCUUGGAUUCAAGUAACUGUCAAGAGCAUUUUUACUUUUGCAAAGGGUAUGGAUGGUGAAAGAAUUAAGCACAUCUGCACUACUUCAUCAGGCUCCUUUCAUUUUCCAUGAAGUUUAACACAACAUACGGGUUGGUGUACUUACCUUCACUGGGUGACCUACCCCAAUUAAAAACAAAUACUCCAACCUAAAAAAUUACUAAGCUUUUUACAAAAACUUUUUAAAUGUACCCUGUCCCAUACAUAGAGACACAUUUGGAUUUUUUUAAAAAGUACUUGUUGUAGUCAUAAGUAUCUAAAGAAAACGACAACCUUCAUAGUGCUGCAGGGCUGUUAAAGAUUCAUUGAUGCCUUUAAAAUGCUUACAUCAAAAAUACUUCUGUGAGUUCACAGUUCUGUUUUUCUUGUCAACUUUGUGGAAACAGGGUGGUUGUUUUCCCUUCAAAUUUUAGAUCCCACUUCUGAUUAUAUUUAAAGCCUUAAGUUCUUAUUCUGAAAGUAUUGUCUGUAAUAACUCUAAUUAUUAUCUUUCUGGACUAGAUAUAUCCAGAGAAAAGGGCACCAACAGGAGCAAAUAAACUUCUAAGGAACAAAGGUCUUAUUUUUUUUUCCGGGUAUCCUCCUAUAAUACAGAAUAGAAGAUUAACUAAAAUUUCUUGCAUCACACGAUGUUUGUGUUAGCAGGUCUAAGAUUAAGCACAUGGUAUUGAUAAGCUAAAAUGAAUUCAAAAGGCAAGAAUGUCAUAAUGUUUUUGUUAUUCAAUUUUGUAUUCUUCAAGAAUGUAUUAAUAUAAAAACUGUGGCUAACCAGUUCUUAUUCUGUAGAACUGUAUUGACACCUGUAGUGGAUCGUGUUAAUUCUUCAUUCUCAUCCAAUUUUAGUAGAAUCAAAUUGCUUUUUAUUUUCAUAUUACUAUCUACUAUAGAUUCUUCAGAUUUAGAAAAUAUGAGUCUGAUAUAUAAAGACCACUAGAUCUACUUUUAAAACCCUUUCUGUGAAUUUAUGCAUAUAUGUAUAUAUGUAAAAACACUUGAUUUCCAACUCUGUUUUUCCAUAGGAAUGAAAUUUUUAUAGAAACUGUUCCCUUCACUUAAAUAUUUUAACAUAAAUUAUUUACACGGAUUUUUAAAACAAUUCGUUCUUCUGUAUGCCCCGUAAUCAUUCUUAUGAGCAGAUAAUUUUGCUUUCUUUACUGAUACAGUAUAGAGGAAUAAAAAAUUAGGAACUGAAAUAAGCAAGAGUGAACAGAGAGGUGGACAGAAAGAGACUGCUGAUCUCGCGAUCAGAGCAGCGUAUGUUAAGAGAAAAAUACUUCAACUGCAGCAGGUAGAUAAUGAACUAUAGGAUAUGAGCUAUGAAAUAGAAAUCUUCGUAAUUGCAUACUGAUGGGGUCUGUUGCCCCUAUGUCUUUUUCCAUUACUUACCUUUUCCUUUAGGCUUAAAAGACUUUCAUCCUAUUGGGCCAUUUUCUGCACUGUUUUCUGAGGUAAAAAAAAAAAAAAUUCCUCUAAAGUCAAUCAUGGUUUUCUACUUUUUGGACUGAGCAUUUGGAAGAACUAGCACAUGGCUUCUACAAGAUAGUUUUUAACUCGUCGGGGUCACUGAGGAUUACAUGAUGGUAUCCUUCUUCCUAAAAUUCAUUUUGGUAGAUUUAGUGAGAAAGUAAAUCAAGAAAUCUCAUUGUAGCAUAUUUUAAUAAGUAAAUACCAAAUACAUAGAGUGAUAUAUCCAUAGGAUUGGAAAGAAACACGGUAGUCUGUGGGGACCAUUAUAAUAACAGAAUUGUAUUAUAUAUUACAUAUUACGUGGAUGUUGGAAUGUAUCACUUUGGGGAAGGGGUCUCCAUUCAUUAGCAAUCAUGUCUGUAUAUAAAACUUUUUUUUAACCAAACUAGCAUUUUAUUUUGUGAGUGACAAUUGACUGAUAUUUUUGAAUACGUGUUAUCUGGGUUUUUGAAUUGUUGACUGAUCCGUUUGAAAUGGUAUGUUAUCAGAAUUUUAGAGUUAACUCAAAUGUGAAAAAGUGUACACAAAAAGUAAUUCUUUUCUAGCUAUAUGAAUGUAAAAUACUUGCAUAUAGUGUAUAUAUUGUGUAACAUAUGUAUAUUUGGUCAUAAAGGCAUAGAAUUGGAAACAUUGUAAAAUUAAGCACUUUAAUUCCUAUUAAAUAUUAAGCAUUUGUAUCUUGUAAAUAAAUACAUCCUUAAAUGAA